Molecule: messenger RNA, 1226 nt
Organism: Anneissia japonica
Lineage: Eukaryota; Metazoa; Echinodermata; Crinoidea; Comatulida; Comatulidae
Product: cytochrome c oxidase assembly factor 6 homolog
Exons: 3
Coding region: 257-505 (82 amino acids)
Biological process (GO): respiratory chain complex IV assembly
Cellular component (GO): respiratory chain complex IV; mitochondrion
Source: RefSeq, a predicted model, not a curated record
CAGAGCUCAUGUUGUGUAUGCUUAUUUUCAUUUGUAGAAGGGGAGAGUCGAGCACACUCGAGCAUGCAACAACGUGACAGGAGUCAGGGCGGUUAAAGUUAUGAACAAAUGCAUAGUACAGUUAAUAUAGUAGUCUAAAAACAGGGUAGGCCUAAGGCCUAUAUCAACCUUCUCCCUACUUCUCUGAGCUAGGCCUAAAGCCUAAAAGUUGUAGAGCUACUGUUGACCUGUGUAUAUAUGUCUAUGACUCCUAAAUAUGCCUGAACAGGAGAACAACUUCCCCAAUGCGGGUCAACGGAAGAAAUGCUGGGACGCUCGUGAUGCUUACUUUGAAUGUGUGGAGAGUAAUGGUGAAGACAAGUGCAAAGAACUCAGGACAACAUUUGAAUCCAGCUGCUCAAAAACAUGGGUGAAGUAUUUUUACAGACGAAGAGACUUUGAGAAAUACAAGAAAACAAUAGAAUAUGAAGGAUUUAAACCGGUCAAUGAGAAUGAAAAGCAAUGAGAAGUCAAAGGAGCAAGAAACAUGAAAACUAUUGAAUAUGAAGGACAUAACCAGCCAAUACGAAAUAUGGAUUCAAAGGAAGAGAAAGACUUGAAAACAAUAAAAUAUAAAUGAUAAAGAAUAAAAAAUAUUUAAAGCAAUUAAAAUAAAUCAUGGUACCCAGUUAUAGGAUGGUAAUGUGUGGCUAACUAGUUGUAGCCUGUACAGUGAUUCAAUGUAUCAGUCAAUCAGGGUAUCAAUCAGUAUAUCAAUGGUAAUUUAAUUUGUCGGCAGCAGGAUAUGGCAAACUACACGUUGUGAACCAUAAUGUACCAGUAUCCAUCAAAGAUAAUUAUGAUGGCAUAAUCAUUUGAUGUAGAAAAAUGACAGGAAUGCUUAAUCUCCCGUUGGACAUAUUCCCACAUCUCCACAGACUGAAAAAGGGGAAAAUAUGUCCUAAAUAUCUCAUAAGAGAUUAAAUAAAGGCAGCCAAAACUGGGAAGUUGUGCUUGAGGCUAGGGGAUUCACCUCUAAACCUUGCCGGUCUUCAUAAGUUGUCAGACAGCUGAGUUGGGAAAAACAAAUCGGCCUGUGGCGGUAUCUUUGUGGUCAAGGUUUGCGUCAUUUAGUUGUAGUGCUAGUCAAAGUUUUAAGAAUAUGAAAUUAUGUAAUUUUUAAGUUUUAGCUCAAACUAUGACUAAACUUGGUUUUAAGAAUACCGAGGUAAGGAACACCACAUGAA